AAGCGCUGAUCGGUGUGUUACAAGGCGAGACUGGCAGCAAAUGAAUAGUUCUCUGCGGUGAUUGUUAUUUUAUCCUACCUGGGAAAUACUCAACCGAGAAGGAAAAAGUUGCUUUUGCUUGCUAUUAAAAGGUAUUGACAUCGUCCGCAGCAGAAUCACGGGAUCUACUGUGUGUUAUUAGGUCCCCUACCUGUCGUGGAUUAUCAUGCCCUUUCUCACGCAGGAGGCUAACGGUACAUUCUGAAGGUGCAGGAUGAAAAGAUGGCGCAGCUUCUUGUACCGCCGGGACCAGACAGCUUCCGCCCGUUUUGUCGCGAGUCUCUCCUCGCCAUCGAGAAGCGGAUCGCCGAGGAGAACGCCAAGAGGCCCAAGGGCGAGAGGCGGAGCGAUGAGGACGACGAAAAUGGCCCCAAGCCCAACAGCGACCUGGAGGCGGGGAAGUCGUUGCCGUUUAUUUACGGGGACAUACCCAAAGGCAUGGUGUCCACACCCCUGGAGGACCUGGACCCUUAUUACAGCAAUCAGAAAACCUUUAUAGUAUUGAACAGAGGGAAGGCAAUCUUCCGCUUUAACGCCACUCCUGCCUUGUACAUCUUAAGUCCCUUCAACCCUCUUAGGAGAAUAUCAAUUAAAAUUUUGGUACAUUCAUUGUUCAGCAUGUUAAUCAUGUGCACUAUCUUGACCAACUGUGCGUUUAUGACCUUGAGUAACACCCCGGACUGGGCCAAGAAUGUAGAGUACACAUUCACUGGAAUUUACACUUUUGAAUCUCUUAUAAAAAUUCUUGCAAGGGGAUUCUGUGUAGGGAAGUUUACCUUCCUGAGAGACCCCUGGAACUGGCUGGAUUUCAGUGUCAUUGUCAUGGCAUAUGUGACAGAGUUUGUGGACCUGGGCAAUGUCUCAGCACUAAGAACGUUCAGGGUUCUCCGAGCCUUGAAAACUAUAUCUGUCAUCCCAGGCCUCAAGACCAUUGUAGGAGCCCUGAUCCAGUCAGUGAAGAAGCUGUCGGAUGUCAUGAUCCUCACAGUCUUUUGUCUAAGUGUCUUCGCACUCAUAGGGCUGCAACUUUUUAUGGGUAAUUUAAGACAAAAGUGUAUAAAAAUGCCCCUCCCCAAUAUGACCCUGGACCACGGGAUGGGAGACUGGAACAGCACGGGGGAUUUCAACGGCACAGACUUCAACGCCACGAAGCCAUUCAACUGGACAGACUACAUCAACGACGAGAGUAACUAUUAUUUCUUACCAAAUCGGAGAGAUGCGUUGCUGUGUGGAAAUGGAAGUGACGCUGGGCAGUGCCCGGAGGGAUUCUCCUGUAUCAAAGCAGGCCGUAACCCGGACUACGGAUACACCAGCUUCGAUACCUUCAGCUGGGCUUUCCUGUCUCUCUUCAGGCUGAUGACUCAGGACUACUGGGAGAACCUCUACCAACAGACCCUGAGGGCUGCUGGAAAACCCUACAUGGUCUUCUUUGUGCUGGUGAUCUUCCUGGGGUCCUUCUACCUGGUCAACCUGAUCCUGGCUGUGGUGGCCAUGGCGUACGACGAGCAGAACCAGGCCACCAUGGAGGAGGCACAGCAGAAGGAGCAGGAGUUUCAGGCCAUGCUGGAGCAGCUGAAGAGACAGCAGGAGGAGGCGCAGGCGGCAGCGGCGGCGGCGGCGGCGGAGAGCGGGGAGUACAGCGGCAGAGGGGGCCUGACGGAGACCUCCUCCGAGGGGUCCAAGCUCAGCUCCAAGAGCGCCAAGGAGCGGCGAAACCGGCGCAAGAAGAGGCGGCAGAGGGAGGAGGAGGAGAAGGGCGACAACAGGAAGUUCCACAAGUCCGAGUCCGAGGACAGCAUCAAGAGGACCAGCUUCCGCUUCUCCAUCGACGGCAACAGGCUGUCCUACGAGAAGAGAUACUCGUCCCCGCACCAGUCUCUCCUCAGCGUCCGUGGAUCCCUGUUCUCCCCGCGGCGGAACAGCCGCGCCAGCAUCUUCAGCUUCCGCGGCCGGGCGAGGGACGUGGGCUCGGAGAACGACUUCGCCGACGACGAGCACAGCACCUUCGAGGACACGGACAGCCGGCGCGGCUCGCUCUUCGUGCCCCGGCGGUCGGAGCGGCGCCACAGCAACGUCAGCCAGAACAGCAUGUCGUCCCACGUGCUGCUGCCCGCCAACGGCAAGAUGCACUGCGCCGUCGACUGCAACGGCGUGGUGUCGCUGGUGGGCGGAGCCUCCGUGCCCACCUCGCCCGCCGGACUCCUUCUGCCCGAGGUGACAGUAGAUAAGCCCACUACCGAUGACAACGGCACAACCACCGAAACAGAGUUUAAGAAGAAGAGGUCUGGAUCCCAGCAGCCAUCCAUGGACUUUUUAGAAGAUCCUGUCGCUCGGCAAAGAGCGCUGAGUGUUGCGAGUAUUUUAACAAACACCAUGGAGGAACUUGAAGAAUCGCGGCAGAAGUGUCCGCCCUGCUGGUAUAAGUUUGCCAACACCUUCCUCAUCUGGGACUGUUGCCCUAUGUGGCUGAGGAUCAAAGAGAUCGUGAACAUGAUUGUCAUGGACCCGUUUGUGGACCUGGCCAUCACCAUCUGCAUUGUCCUGAACACCCUGUUCAUGGCGAUGGAGCACUACCCCAUGACGAAGGAGUUCAACGACGUGCUGUCCGUGGGGAACCUGGUGUUCACGGGUAUCUUCACAGCGGAGAUGUGUUUCAAGAUCAUCGCUCUGGAUCCUUACUAUUACUUUCAAGAAGGGUGGAAUAUAUUUGACGGGAUCAUCGUCAGCCUCAGCUUGAUGGAGCUGGGUCUGGCCAACGUGGAGGGGCUGUCCGUGCUCAGAUCAUUCAGAUUGCUGAGGGUGUUCAAGCUAGCCAAGUCCUGGCCCACCCUCAACAUGCUGAUCAAGAUCAUCGGGAACUCGGUGGGCGCCCUGGGAAACCUGACCCUGGUGCUGGCCAUCAUCGUCUUCAUCUUUGCCGUGGUGGGCAUGCAGCUGUUUGGGAAGAGCUACCGCGACUGCGUCUGCAAGAUCUCCGACGACUGCAAGCUGCCCCGCUGGCACAUGUUCGACUUCUUCCACUCCUUCCUCAUCGUGUUCCGGGUGCUGUGCGGCGAGUGGAUCGAGACCAUGUGGGACUGCAUGGAGGUGGCGGGACAGACCAUGUGCCUCAUCGUCUUUAUGAUGGUCAUGGUCAUCGGAAACCUGGUGGUGCUGAACCUGUUCCUGGCCUUGCUGCUCAGCUCCUUCAGUGCAGACAACCUGGCGGCGACGGACGACGACAGCGAGAUGAACAACCUGCAGAUCGCCGUGGGGCGGAUCCACCGCGGCAUCGACUUCAUCAAGGCAGCGCUGCGCAGCUUCUUCCAGAGCCUGUGCAUGCGGCAGAAGAAGGUGCUGGACGAGAUCAAGCCCCUGGAGGAGCUGCACAACCCCAAGGAGAACUGCAUCUCCAACCACACGGCCGCCGUGGAGAUCGCCAAGGAGCCCGACUACGGCAACGGCACCACCAGCGGCAUGGGCAGCAGCAUGGGGAAGUAUGUCAUCGACGAGAGCGACUACAUGUCCUUCAUCCACAACCCCAGCCUCACCGUCACCGUCCCCAUCGCCGUGGGUGAGUCCGACUUCGAGAACCUCAACACCGAGGACUUCAGCAGCGAGUCGUCCGACGUGGAGGGCAGCAAAGAGAAACUGGCCGACCCCCAGCUCAGCUCCUCUGAGGGAAGCACUGUGGACAUCAGACCGCCGGGAGAGGGCGGGGAGUCCGUGGAGCUGGAGCCCGAGGAGUCCCUGGACCCGGAGGCCUGCUUCACUGAAGGCUGCGUACGCAAGUUUCAGUGCUGCCAGGUGAGCAUCGACGAGGGCAAGGGGAAGAUGUGGUGGACUCUGAGGAAGACCUGCUUCAGGAUCGUGGAGCACAACUGGUUUGAGAGCUUCAUCAUCUUCAUGAUCCUGCUCAGCAGCGGGGCCCUGGCGUUUGAGGACAUCUACAUCGAGCAGAGAAAGACUGUUAAAACCGUCCUGGAGUAUGCAGACAAAGUCUUCACCUACGUCUUCAUCCUGGAGAUGCUGCUUAAAUGGGUGGCCUAUGGAUUUGUGAAAUACUUCACCAAUGCCUGGUGCUGGCUGGACUUCCUGAUUGUUGAUGUCUCUCUGGUGAGCUUGGUGGCCAAUGCCCUGGGUUACUCUGAGCUCAGUGCCAUCAAGUCCCUGAGGACCCUGCGUGCACUGAGACCUCUGAGAGCGCUGUCACGGUUCGAGGGCAUGAGGGUGGUGGUGAACGCCCUGCUGGGAGCCAUCCCUUCCAUCAUGAACGUGCUCCUGGUGUGCCUCAUCUUCUGGCUCAUCUUCAGCAUCAUGGGCGUCAACCUCUUCGCCGGGAAGUACUACUACUGCGUCAACACCACCAACGACGAGCUCUUCCCCAUCAAGGUGGUCAACAACAAGUCGGACUGCAUGGCCCUGGUCAACGACAGCGCCCGCUGGAAGAACGUCAAGAUCAACUUCGACAACGUGGGCGCCGGCUACCUGGCACUGCUACAAGUGGCAACCUUUAAAGGCUGGAUGGACAUCAUGUACGCAGCUGUGGACUCUCGUGGUUUGGAGGAGCAGCCUGAUUACGAAGUAAACCUCUACAUGUACCUCUACUUUGUCAUCUUCAUCAUCUUCGGCUCCUUCUUCACGCUGAACCUCUUCAUUGGUGUCAUCAUUGACAACUUCAACCAGCAGAAGAAAAAGUUUGGAGGUCAAGACAUCUUCAUGACUGAGGAGCAGAAGAAAUACUACAAUGCAAUGAAGAAGCUUGGAUCAAAGAAACCUCAGAAGCCUAUUCCCAGGCCAGCGAACAAGUUCCAAGGAUGUGUCUUUGACUUUAUCACAAAGCAAGCCUUCGACAUCGUCAUUAUGAUUCUCAUUUGCCUUAACAUGGUCACCAUGAUGGUGGAGACCGACGAUCAGACCGAAGACAUGGACACCAUCCUCUGGUGGAUUAACCUUGUCUUCAUCGUGCUCUUCACCGGGGAGUGUGUGCUGAAGAUGAUCUCACUUCGCCAUUACUACUUCACCAUCGGCUGGAAUGUAUUUGAUUUUGUCGUUGUCAUCCUAUCAAUCGUUGGCAUGUUCCUUUCUGAAGUGAUAGAAAAGUACUUUGUCUCACCAACCUUAUUCCGAGUGAUCCGACUCGCGAGAAUUGGUCGCAUCCUUCGCCUCAUCAAGGGCGCGAAAGGAAUCCGCACGCUCCUCUUCGCCCUGAUGAUGUCACUUCCUGCCUUGUUCAACAUCGGCCUCCUGCUCUUCCUGGUCAUGUUCAUCUAUGCUAUUUUCGGCAUGUCGAACUUCGCCUACGUCAAGCGGGAGGCCGGCAUCGAUGACAUGUUCAACUUCGAGACCUUCGGCAACAGCAUGAUCUGCCUGUUUCAGAUCACCACGUCAGCGGGCUGGGACGGUCUGCUGGCACCCAUCCUGAACAAGCGUGAGCCCGACUGCGACAGCCAGAUGGAGCACCCGGGCAGCUUCUACACCGGCAACUGCGGCAACCCGUCCGUGGGAAUCUUCUUCUUUGUUAGCUACAUCAUCAUCUGCUUCCUCAUCGUGGUCAACAUGUACAUCGCCGUCAUCCUGGAGAACUUCAGCGUGGCCACCGAGGAGAGCGCCGAGCCGCUGAGCGAGGACGACUUCGAGAUGUUCUACGAGGUGUGGGAGAAGUUCGACCCGGACGCCACGCAGUUCGUGGAGUACGACAAGCUGUCCGACUUCGCCGACGCUCUAGACCCACCGCUGCGCAUACCGAAGCCCAACAAGAUCCAGCUGAUCGCCAUGGACCUGCCCAUGGUGAGCGGGGAGCGCAUCCACUGUCUGGACAUCCUGUUCGCCUUCACCAAGCGCGUCCUGGGGGAGGGGGGCGAGAUGGACGCCCUCCGCGGGCAGAUGGAGGAACGCUUCAUGGCCUCCAACCCCUCCAAGGUGUCCUAUGAGCCCAUCACCACCACGCUCCGCCGCAAGCAGGAGGACAUGUCAGCCGUCGUCAUACAGAGGGCCUUCCGCCGAUACCUCAUCAGGCGGACUGUCAAGAAGGCCUCCGACCUGUACCGGGAGAAGGUCAAGGCCGGGGGCAAGCUGCCAGACAAGGAGGUGCUGGUCAUAGACAAGUUCCACGAGAACUCCACCUCGGAAAAAACAGAUAUGACCCCUUCCACGGCCUCCCCGCCUUCCUACGACAGCGUCACAAAGCCGGACAAAGACAAAUACGAGAAGGACAAGCGGGAGAAAGAGGACAAAGGCAAAGAUGUCAGGGAGAAUAAGAAGUAGGAGAAAUGGAAGUGAUGCAACUUAGACGUUCCUUUUAUGUGACAAAUUGUUUACAGCCUUCGAAGGGGACAUAUUUGUGUCAAGUGGACUCCUUAUUUGGUGUGGAGAUCUAUGCCAAAAUGACAGUUCUUACUUAAAUCUAAAUUCAAGGUCCGUGCCUAAAAUGAGGCAGUGACCCAUGUCAGAAGACUGUGAAGUGAAACAGUAGAGGGUAGAAUCAUGUCGUUAGACAGGGGGUUACUGUUAUUCAAACCAGCUGACACUGCUUGGAGCAAGUCAAAAUGGCAACUCUGAUUGGGACCAGACAACUUUUUUUUGAGUGUUGUUACAAUUUAAAACACUUGAGUAUACUGUAACUUCUUUUGCAGCUAGUACUACUACUGCUAUAUCCAGUGUCUUGCAUUACAACUGCCAUAUUAUUUAAUUACUUAUUUUUCUUAUAGGAUUUUUUUUUUCAAUCAUG
Megalops cyprinoides (Indo-Pacific tarpon) is the source of this 6748-nucleotide messenger RNA. RefSeq names its product sodium channel, voltage-gated, type I-like, alpha (gene scn1laa). Lineage: Eukaryota; Metazoa; Chordata; Actinopteri; Elopiformes; Megalopidae. The transcript has 27 exons. Gene Ontology annotation, cellular component: plasma membrane; voltage-gated sodium channel complex; axon. Gene Ontology annotation, biological process: membrane depolarization during action potential; neuronal action potential; sodium ion transmembrane transport. Gene Ontology annotation, molecular function: protein binding; voltage-gated sodium channel activity. The record is from RefSeq and is a predicted model, not a curated record. The coding region runs from base 262 to 6285 and encodes 2007 amino acids.